This is a messenger RNA of Hemicordylus capensis (graceful crag lizard), 3852 nucleotides long. It is a transcript of the gene FGD2, whose product is annotated as FYVE, RhoGEF and PH domain containing 2. Bases 171 to 1739 code for a protein of 522 amino acids. Gene Ontology annotation, biological process: cytoskeleton organization; filopodium assembly. Gene Ontology annotation, cellular component: cytoplasm. The transcript has 13 exons. NCBI's taxonomy places the organism in Eukaryota, Metazoa, Chordata, Lepidosauria, Squamata, Cordylidae. Gene Ontology annotation, molecular function: metal ion binding; guanyl-nucleotide exchange factor activity. The record is from RefSeq and is a predicted model, not a curated record.
AAGGUUAUCUCACUACAGGUACCCCACUUUUAUAAUAGAGAAUCUUCUAUAUGGGGGGACAAAUACAACCUGGUGACCUAUCUAAAAGCACAGGGAUGCAAUCUGAGACUUGACUUUACAUUCCUUUGUGGGCUGGAAAUGGCCCCUCCUAGGUGUUCUUCGCAGAAUUAAUGAAGGAAGCCAGAAGUGGGAAAACAAUCCCAGAAGAUGUGGUGAAAAUGAUAUUCUCCAAUAUCUCAUCUAUUUACCAGUUUCAUGCCCAGUUUUUCUUGCCAGAACUGCAGAAACGUAUGGAGAACUGGGAUUCCAAUCCCAGGAUUGGGGACAUCAUCCAGAAGGUAGCUCCUUUCUUGAAAAUGUAUAGUGAAUAUGUGAAGAGCUUUGACAAGGCGGUGGAGCUGAUCAACACAUGGUCAGAAAAGUCCUUGCCAUUCCAGGAAGUCAUCUCAAACAUCCAGAAAAGGGAUAUCUCUGCCAGCUUAACCUUGCAACACCACAUGUUGGAGCCAGUACAGAGAAUUCCUAGAUAUGAACUCCUCCUGAAGGACUACACACGAAAGCUACCACCGGAAUCACUAGACAGGGAAGAUGCACAGAAAGCCUUGGAAAUGAUUUUCACUGCAGCCAAGCACUCUAAUGCUGCCAUUACAGAAAUGGAACGACUCCAGAACCUUUGGGAGGUGUAUCACAGGCUGGGACUUGAAGAUGACAUUGUUGACCCUUCUAACGAGCUGAUUAAAGAGGGACCCAUUCAGAAAAUCUCUUUCCGCCACAACAGGAACACAAAGGAGAAAUAUCUGUUCUUGUUUAAUAACUUGCUGCUGUACUGUGUACCAAAAGUUAUCCAAGUGGGUGCAGAGUUUCAGGUGCACAGCCGAAUUGAUGUGGAGGGUAUGAAGGUUCGGGAGCUAAAUGAUGUGGAAUUUCCUCAUGCUUUCCUCGUGUCAGGGAAGCAGCGAACUCUGGAGUUGCAAGCUAGGUCCCAAGAGGAUAUGAAUGCUUGGAUAAAGGCCUUUCAGACUGCCAUUGAUAAGAAGGAAAAGAGGAGUGAGAGCUUCAAGGCAGCAAUCCAAGGAGCUGAAUUAGAGUCUCAAGACUUCAGUUACAGUCCUCAUGAGCUGGGCAAGCGGGCCCCACAGUGGGUGAGAGACAAGUUGGUGACCAUGUGCAUGCGUUGCAAGGAGCCAUUCAGUGUUAUCACACGCAGGAGACACCACUGCCGGGCCUGUGGCUAUGUGGUGUGCGGCCGGUGCUCCGAGUACAAGGUUGAAUUGCAGUAUGACAAGAAUGGACUCAAACGUGUCUGUAUGGAGUGCUACAUCUUCCUGACAGGGCAUUUGCUGCCUGAUGAGCGGCAUGGGAAGAACAAAGGCAUUCUAGAGAAAGUCUCUGCAGAAAUUUCUGGGCAAAGUCUGAUGUGCAGUUUCCUCCAGCUGCUGGAUAAAAGUGGAAAGGGGAGCAUGCGAGGCUGGUUUGUGAUCCCACAAGAUGACCCUCUUGUGUUAUAUGUUUAUGCUGCACCUCAGGAUGUCAAGGCUCACAUCUCCAUUCCGCUCCUGGGCUACCAAGUCAAGGAGAUGCCCCAGAAUGACAGCCGCCAUGUGUUCCAGCUCGUCCAGUCCAAGCAGGUCUAUACACUGGUGGCAGAGACUGAGGACCUGAAACAGCGGUGGAUGAAGGCCAUAGCACAGUCAGCCCGUGGAGAAGAGGACGAAGACUCAUUUGAUGAGAUGGAAUAAUUGAAGCCUUGCUAUGGGGCUAUUGCAUACCCUGAGCCACCAUUUUAACAUCUGUGGAAGGCGAAUCCUACUGGGUUUUUUUAAUUAUUAACGGCUUGCAUUCAUCACAGGGCUAGGACAUUGAAAGUACCCCUACAGAGUCAGGAGAACAGUAGAGCUUAAGUGUUCUCUCGCCUUCCUUCACAGUCCCUUCUCUCUCUUCUCUCUAGGUUGAUUUUUCACAUGCAGGAAUCUGUCUCUGUGGGUUGUGUGACCCUGAGGGACAGAUUCCUACAUAUGAAAACUAAAUCUGAAGGGAAGAGAGAGCAGUGAAGAUCCUGCCCUCUGUCUUCAAUGUGGCUGCAGAGGAAGACUGGAGUGCACUUAAGCACCAGUGUUCUUGCGUCUCCUUUUGUUGUCCUAGCUCUGUGGAGAACGUAAGCCAUGGUCUCUUCUACUCUAACUUUUCAGCCAACUUUAGAUACCUUGUAGGAUCUCUACUAAGCUCAUAUUUCUCAAGUUUGCUUAUGAGCCUGCUGUGAAAUUGUGUCAAACACACCACUCAAGUCAAAGUACAUUAUUGUCUAUUACAUUUGGAGUUCUGUCAAAAUAUGUCUUUCCAUUUACAUGCCUACCAUAAAUACAUACUGUGCAAUGGCACGAACACCACCUCUUAUAUGCACACAGUGACUGACAUCCAGACUAAUGCUGCACCAGUGCAACAACAUUUUCCAUCACACGAGAAGGGUGAUUUUUGGUGAUCCUCCCGCCUUCCUGCUACACUCCUUGCUGCAAAUGGCUUGCACACCAUGUAGAGAAUGGAGGGUGGGAGCAGACCACACCUGCGCAGCUUGCAAAUAUGAAAGAAACAGACUCACGCUGCUGUGUAGGUUGUUCUGCCUGCUCAGUUGCAGGCUGCAACAGUACCUCCAUUGGCAAUAAUGCAGGUAUUGUUGCAGCCUGUGAUUGAACAGGUGUUCAUCGGAGCAGAACAGUCCCACCUACAUAGCAAAGCAGGUCUGUUUCUUACAUCCUUGUAGACAGCGCAGCCAAGGUAUGCUCCCACCCUUCAUCUGCUGUGCAGUAUGUGAGCUAACAUGUCCCUGAGAGUCCCACAACCCUCAGGGACAUAUUUUCAGGAGGCAGAGAGAGAAGCAGGGAAUAAUAGCAAAUUGCACCCCCUGUGCAACAGAAAACACUGUUGUGUCAGUGCAGCAUUAGUCUGGGUGUUGGCUGUUCUUAACCCAUUUUCACAUAUCCCAGUCAGCAAAACGAACAUCUAAAUCAUGGAUGCUCCCCCUCAUGCCACUUUAGAAUCCAGUUACUAUUCCUUCUUGCCCCAUGAAAGGAAGCAUAAGAAUAAGCCACCUACAGAGGUACUAAGAAAUCCUCCAUUAAACUCUAGGUGUGCUGAUGAGGGACUGGGAGAAGCUUCAGCUCCCACUGCUUGUGCCUGCUGGUGCAUUUAUGUUCCUCAACCUGUGGGUGGGUUCUGUAGCUCCAUUCCAUCUAUGGAAGGAGCAAACCCAAGCUUGGGCAUGGCUGAGGGUGGAAUCUGUAUGGUGGCUCCAAGGAGAAAUCUGUGCAUGCAUGCUCCUAGUUUAGAUGCAUCCAUGGAGGAUAGGUCUAUGGAACCUCCAUGGUUAGAGACAGUAUUCCUCGAGUAUCAGGAAUACUGAUAACAGUAGGAGGUGGUGAUCACUGUUAUGUCCUGCUUGUGAGCUUCCAGAGGCAUCUGCCUGGUCACUACUGGAAGCAGAAUUCUGGAUUAGAUGGACCUUAGCUUGACUCAACAUGACAAUUCUUUGCCCAGAGACUGGUCUGUGAGACAUAACAAAGCUGCUUCGGUGGUUUGACCUUGUAAGCUGGGUUCACCCAGUCUGAGCUUCUUGGAGGGAAAGUGAGGUGUAAAUGUAAUGAUAAAUUCUCGUGCUGUUCUCCAAGUUGGAGUGGGAGCUGGACUAGAAGACCUCCAAGGUCCCUUUCACCUCCACCGUUCUAUGAUUCUGUGACCUAAUCCGACUUCUGUGUAUAUAUGGAAAAAAUGCAGUACAUGAAAAUAAGCUUGUCUUUUGGCAUCUUGAACCUAAAUGCAUGUGGCCUUUUCAUAAUAUAGCUUUAUUCUUUAUCUCCA